AUGGCUGGGGUUCGUUCGUUUUUCGAGAACGAGUGGAUCUUCCCGGCUUCGCACGGGCCUGGCAAGUCUGGGACCCCUCCGACCCUGGCAGCUGAGCUGUCGCUUUAUUGGGAGGAGGGAGGUGCACGGUUGCACUGCCCUUUUUCCAAGUCGCAGAAGUACUCUUGUCCUCCAUGUUGCACAGCGACCAGGCUGGGGUGCUGGCGCUUACAGGAUGACCUGGAUGGGGUGGUGGUGGGUGGUGGGUGUGGGUGCCAGGUUCGUGAUCAAAAGCCCCCUUGGCCACUUGUCCUGCUGGUGGUGGACGAGCGAUGA
Messenger RNA from Penicillium subrubescens, 315 nucleotides. RefSeq lists its product as uncharacterized. The transcript has a single exon. Bases 1 to 315 code for a protein of 104 amino acids. The record is from RefSeq and is a predicted model, not a curated record. NCBI's taxonomy places the organism in Eukaryota, Fungi, Ascomycota, Eurotiomycetes, Eurotiales, Aspergillaceae.